CGCGCACGCGCGUCGGGCGGUGGCGGGAUUCGGCCGCGUGUGCUCUCCAGCCCCAGCCCGCCCUGCGCUCGCGGCUCUUUGGGCGGCCGGUCGAGUCCUGCCAGCCAGCGUUGUGGUUGCUCUCUCGCGGCUCUGCGCGCCCCUCCUUCUCCCCAGUUUCUUCUAGAGGCCAGGCCCCGCCCGUUUCCCGUCUCCAGGGCCUGGUUCGUUCCCGCCCCAGCCCGCCCCUCUCUGUGCCCCUGCUGCCUCUGCUGGAGGCGGAGGCUCCAUGUUGUCCCCUCAGCGAGCGGUAGCGGCUGCAUCGAGAGGAGCAGGUGAUGCCAUGGAGGGUGGAAAGCCUGGUCCCGUGCAGGUUGUUAUGGUUCAGAAAGACCAACAUUCCUUUGAGCUAGAAGAGAAAGCCUUGGCCAGCAUCCUCUUACAGGACCACAUCCGAGACCUUGAUGUGGUGGUGGUUUCGGUGGCUGGUGCCUUCCGAAAGGGCAAGUCCUUCUUUCUGGACUUUAUGCUGCGAUACUUAUAUUUCCAGAAGGAAGGUGGCCAUUCAAAUUGGUUGGGUGACCCCGAAGAACCGUUAACAGGGUUUUCAUGGAGAGGGGGCUCUGACCCAGAAACCACUGGGAUUCAGAUCUGGAAUGAAGUGUUCACUGUGGAGAAGCCAGGCGGGAAGAAGGUUGCAGUUGUUCUGAUGGACACCCAGGGUGCAUUUGACAGCCAGUCCACUGUGAAAGACUGUGCUACCAUCUUUGCUCUAAGCACCAUGACUAGUUCUGUUCAGAUUUAUAAUUUGUCUCAGAACAUUCAGGAAGAUGAUCUUCAACAGCUACAGCUCUUCACAGAAUAUGGUCGUCUAGCGAUGGAUGAAAUUUUCCAAAAGCCCUUCCAGACACUGAUGUUUUUGGUUCGAGACUGGAGUUUCCCUUAUGAAUACAACUAUGGACUACAAGGAGGAAUGUCAUUUUUGGAGAAGCGUCUACAGGUGAAAGAACAUCAACAUGAAGAAAUUCAGAACGUCCGAAAUCACAUUCACUCCUGUUUCUCCAGUGUCACCUGUUUCCUCCUCCCACAUCCAGGACUCCGGGUGGCCACAAGCCCUGACUUUGACGGCAAAUUGAAAGAUAUUGAUAGUGAAUUCAAAGAGCAGUUACAGAUACUGAUACCAUAUGUAUUAAACCCAGCUAACUUAAUGGAAAAGGAAAUCAAUGGCUCAAAAGUCACCUGUCGGGGGCUACUGGAGUAUUUUAAGGCAUACAUUAAAAUCUACCAAGGAGAAGAUCUGCCUCACCCCAAGUCCAUGCUUCAGGCCACUGCUGAAGCCAACAAUUUGGCAGCUGCAGCCUCUGCCAAGGACAUUUAUUACAACAACAUGGAAGAGGUGUGUGGGGGAGACAAACCCUAUUUGUCUCCAGACAUCCUGGAGGGAAAGCACUGUGAAUUCAAACAGCUGGCUCUGGACCACUUUAAGAAGACCAAAAAGAUGGGGGGCAAGGACUUUAGCCUCCGUUACCAGCAGGAGCUGGAGGAGGAAAUCCAGGAACUCUACGAGAACUUCUGCAAGCACAACGGCAGCAAGAACGUCUUCAGCACCUUCCGGACCCCGGCAGUGCUCUUCACGGGCAUCGUGGCUUUGUACAUAGCCUCCGGCCUCACGGGCUUCAUCGGCCUUGAGGUGGUGGCCCAGCUGUUCAACUGCAUGGUUGGCCUGCUGUUAAUAGCGCUGCUCACCUGGGGCUACAUCAGGUACUCUGGUCAGUAUCGCGAGCUGGGCGGCGCUAUCGAUUCUGGUGCAGCAUUUGUGUUGGAGCAGGCCACGUCUCACAUCAGUAAUUCCACUCAGGCUGCUGUGAGGGAUGCAGUUGCUGGGAGACCACCCUCAGAUAAAAAAGCUCAAUAGCAUCUUCACAAGAGGAUCCAACAAGAACCCAGCCAGCCCCUCCGGUUCCUGGGCUUCUGCCACGGCCACAGGUGCAGGUCCCAAGGAGUACAGACCGGGACCAUCUGGGAAGAGCUGAAACACGGCACCAAUAAACGAGCAGACCUUACCUGUGGUUUCACAUUCUCAAACGCACUUCCAUGUCUCUCGGAAGCAUUUCUUUUCCUUGCUGGUGUAGAUCCAAGGCUGUUUCUAUUUUCUUAUUUCUCUCUGCUUUAUGCACUUUAAGGGGAAAAAGCUAAAAGGAAAAAUGGAAAUGUGGUUUUAAGUCCUUUAUGUGCCACUUAGUGCCUUUUAAGAUUGAAUCCAUGCUUUUGAGGACAUGAUCGGGAGAGAAUUGAGGAUAACCUCAUGAAAGAUGCUGUUUUGUGGUGAAUUGUCGGUUCUUUCGUACCUUACUCUUUUGAGAAGGAUUCCUUUUUUUAAAAGUUUACAAAACUUGCAAAAGCUUCAGAGCUAAAGACUGACCGAAAACGAUGCCAUUACACUUUAAAAAUCUUCAUAAUAGAGAAUUGUGUUUGCCACACAGUAUGGAAACAUCGUAUAUUUAAAUCUACUUUACACUGAAAUUUAGGGUCUGUUACCUGACAGUCUGGCAGUUUUGUUGGAACAUACUCUGUGUUUUUUUUUUUUUUUUUUGCCUUCAUUCAUUCCUGCAGCUUCUUUCUAGAAAAGAGGAGACAAACAUGCCUUGAAAAGCCAGAGCAGCUCCUAUUAAGAGGAAGGAGCUUAAUACUUACAGAAGAAAAAAACAAAACUUGAGUUUAAAUGAACCAUGAGACCUCUGAUAAGUCAUUUGAAUUUGUGCCUUGGUCAGACUAACUGAUUGUAGGUUUAUAUACAUGUGUGUAUCAUACACAACUCACACGUGACUGUCCUUGGAGAGAUUUUGUUUUCGAAGGUUCUGCAUGAGAACAGAACUUUAUCAAGGAUUAGGGGAAAGAUAUUAACAAAUAUUCUGCCUUUCACUGAUGCCCUGUUUCAUGUGGCUUAGCAGUAAAGUCAAGUCUUUAUCCAAAACCGUUUAUUUGCAUUCUCCUAGUCACUGUCUGCUGUUUUAAUGAUGAGCUAAACCCGUCAGUUUUAUCGAGUGAAGCAGCCCUUAUUCAGCUUUCUACAGGACUAGCCUGGUAGCUUUAAAAUAGCUUUGGCUUCGUAAGGACCAAAGUCCCACCUACAUCUGGACAUACAAUAUUGAGACGUGUCUAAGGAUUCUUCACCUUGAUCAUGUGAUAAGAAAUUUUGUCAAGUACUUGCCUUUUCCUUUGAUGUAUGAUGGUGAAUUACUGUGGAUUUUAAAACUUCCUAAAACGUGCCUGCAAGUAUUUAUAUAAACCUUCAGGUAUGUGAGCCUUAAUUCUUAGGAUAAUUUAAUUUUUGUUGUGAGAGGGAGGGGGGAAGGAGCAGGCAAAUUUGAAUGUAAAUUCUGUGUACAUGAAGUAUGAAUGGAAGGUGGGGAAGAGAAAAUCUUUUCUAGCAUGUAAUCUCUUCAGCAAAGAUUUUCCCUUGACUAUUUUAACUGCUUUAUUACCACUCAAGUAUUUUUAUAAGUUCUGAAUUAAUUCCAAGUGUUUUGUAUAUUUCUUCAUACGCACCAUCUUGCCCUGAAGUUCUCUGCUGUUUUAUUCAGUCGCUGUUAAAUUUUAGAAAAAUUCCGGCUUGUCCUAAAAACUGUUUACUUGCACUUCAGUGACACUUAGCUUUAUUAAAUCAAAAGCUUAGUUUUGAAAUUGUGGUGCAUUUUUCAGGUGGCCUCUCAUUUUCCUAAAAGUUCAUACUUAUUUGCUAAAAGCCUUACAGCCUUACCUAGCUUUUAAUGCAUUGCAUAAGCACAUUUGUAGAUUUCAAAAAAAUUGUCUAGAGUGACCCUACUUUUAAUGAUGAGAAAAGGAUGCUAUGUUUAAAACAUUUUAAUACUAAAAUAAUAGAUUUUUAAAAAAUAAGAAUAUGUGGUAAUGUAUAAUUUAAUGAGAUCUUAAGAUUUAGUUACUAUUUAAAUUCACCAUUUCUGUUUUGAUCUUAAAGGAAUACUUUGGUUUCAUUACCCUGGGGGAGCCUUUUUGGUUUGUUGUGUUUUUUUAUUAACUUAGAUUUCUGCCUCUGGAUAUUAUUUAUAAAGUUUUCUCAGUGAGGAUUCUUAUGGGUUUCCUUUGGCCUCUUUUAACAGUGAAUUGAUGAUUUUUUAUAAACUUUUCCAGUAAAAGGUGCAUUCUCAUUGCUGAAUAUAAAUAGUCCUGGGGAGGUUUAUAACCAGGCUGAAAAGAGUGUCUUUCACCUCUUACCUUCCCUCAGCCUUUAAUUUGUGGGUCAGGGACAUACCUUAGGACCAUAAAUUCUUGCUUCGUAUUUGUUGCGCUGCCCCUCUUGCCUUUCCAUGCAAGCAUUUUUAAUUUGCACAUUCCUAACAGUUUAUGGGGCACAUUCCUAUUAACAUAUAAAAAUUUUCAGAAUUUCCUAUGAAAAUAAUUUUAGAAGAAGUUGAAUGUUUUUUUGUUUUGUUUUUAAUAUUUCCAGUUAGCUUCUUAUGGUAACAAUAAGAAUCAAAAUUUUGAUUCUUUCACUGAGAAAUCUUUCUCGAUUGAUGUGUAGACAAAAUGAGGGAAAACUAUCUUAUGUGGUGAUAAGACAUCUUUAGAGUCAUACCUCAUUUUAGCAGUUAUACCAAGACAUGUUUGUCCUGUGUGGGUUUAUAUAUUAACACGUAUUUCAUACCUGGUGAAAUUGCCUCUGCGUAUUGUUUUCAUUUUUACCUGGUCUUUCUUUUUUCUCUUUCAUGAAUUAAAAUGUGUUAAGCAGACAAGCCGCCUUGUACCAGCAAUUAGUUUCUUUAACAAGUCACACCCGGUGUUCUCCCUGACUUAUCAAAGCGGCGCCCUGGAUAGAGUGAGUUUGGACGAGUAUAUGUGUUUGUGUGGGUUAUAGGGAAAUUAAGUGGUUGUUUAAGUCCAGGCCAAAUAAAUAGUUUUAUUUUUCCCUAGACCUUUUUUAAUUUUUUUUUUUUUUUAAAUAAUGCAACUUUUAGGGACAUCUAUUUAGGACUUUUUCCCCAUGGAACUAUUGAAAUGUAAUUUAGGACGGCUCCCGUCUAAGGUAGCUAACAUAGGCUGCAUCAUUCCUGCUUCAAUUUAGAUCCAACAGAAUUUUAGUCAAGGAAUAAGGGCAUAAUGAAGACAAGCUUCAGUUACUAAAAUACAGACUAGUUAAGUAGAUCAUAUUUAAAAAGGCAAGCAGGAACCCACAUCUGCAGCUGAACAGUCUUCCUUCUGUGAAGUCAUAUUGUAGCUGUGUUUUGGGUAGUGGUCCUCAUCUCUCUUGACGUGCACAAGACUGACUGACCCCUGAGACGCGCAUUGAACAAAAUUUAAAUCCCCGGCUUUCUAUCCAGGGAUCGCCUCGGUGGGCCUGGGUCUGGAAUCACCACUUUUUGAAAACAGCACUGCAGGCGGUUCAGAGAUCGCCGCGAGGGAGGCCGCUCCGGGGUCGAGGAAGUACAGGUCGGUGUUGUCUGGAGGCAGGUGGACAGCUUUUGUCUUGGCUUCAGAAUGGGUGCUGUGCUGCCAGCUCCAGUCACCGGGCGUUUACAGCGUUCAGAGUGGUAGGGAUGCCACCACUAGUCUGAAGGACUGCCUGACUCCUUGAAAAUGUUUUUCUAAAUUAGGAAGUCACAGUGCCUUCUCUGAAAAAUGAAUGUACACGUAUCCUGUUUACUAACAGGUGUAAUUAGGAUUUGAAGAAGAAAACUUUUGAAAGUUGUUUUUCUUUUAAAAAGCAAAAUUCAACACUGUGACUUGAACCUCUAAGUCUUUUAUGCACAGAAAACCUUAAGCCAUAAUAAAAAUGAUGCCCCCAAAGAAAGGAGAGGAUCAUAACUUUGAAAUUCAGCGACAAAAUACCCUUUAUUAGGGAUUUUUCAAGAUAGAUCUAGGGGCAGAAAGAUUUUCGAAGAAAAUUUUCUUCCUUGGAAAGAAGUUUCAGGGGCCAGAACUGCAAUUUCAAUGUGGUAUUCUUAUGACCAAGAGAAGGUUGCCUUUGUUUUCCAAAGCUUUCCAAUUUAGGUGAAUAAAUGCUGUAUGAUUUAAAGCCUUAAAGGAGUUAACAUUGAGCAUAUAUGUAUUUUCCUCUCAGAUUUCCUUUCCUUUGAAAACAUGAUUUAUUAAAAGCACUUUCUCCUAGACCCUUUUUGAAUGGCUUUAAAACUUAAUAUACUUUUUAAAAAGUGCAAUGGAUUAGAUUGCUAUUAGUAUAUUAAAAGCAUGUUUCUGUUUCUUAGUUUAUUUCAUUUAAUGGAAUAAAGAUCAUAGCACCGUGUU
Sus scrofa (pig) is the source of this 6243-nucleotide messenger RNA. It is a transcript of the gene ATL3, whose product is annotated as atlastin GTPase 3. The record is from RefSeq and is a predicted model, not a curated record. NCBI's taxonomy places the organism in Eukaryota, Metazoa, Chordata, Mammalia, Artiodactyla, Suidae. Gene Ontology annotation, molecular function: GTPase activity; GTP binding.